AUGGUUCUCGGCUUCGGUCAUCAUUCGCAGAAGGACCCCAACGUCUCGUCCGAGUCGCGAGGUCGUGACCCUUUCAUCGCCACGGGUCGAGGUGGUGCAGGAAACAUCAUCCGCUCGCCUUCUCGCUCGCGCGAUCGCUCGGGUAACGCCAUCCCGCCUCAAGCCGUUGCUGCCGCUGCUGUCCCCAACCACCUCGUUUCCUCCGGUCGCGGUGGUGCCGGCAACGUCCGCUCGCCCUCGCGCGACCCGCUCGACCGCCAGCGCGCCGCCGAUGCCAAGGCGCGCGAGGAGAAGCUGCAGGAGGAGUACCGCGCACACGAAGUCAAGGCCGCCCACUCCACGGGCCGCGGCGGCGCUGGCAAUGUUGCCACCAAUCCCGACGUCGAGGAACGCCGCGGACGCGAUGGCGGUUCCAGUGGAGGUGGAGGCGUAGCUGGUCUGCUGCGCACGCUCUCGAGGUCUCGUUCGCGCGAACCGCGAAGCAACGGCAAGGACUCGCCUAAGAAUCGCUCCCAGUCGCGAACGCGCGCCUCCGAAGGCAGCAAGCUCGGCAAGGUCGAUGAGACGUCUCGGUCCAGCGAAGAGGCGAGCCUCUACACCACUUCCACUGCUAAUGGCGGCGGAAGGGCUUGA
Molecule: messenger RNA, 633 nt
Organism: Kalmanozyma brasiliensis GHG001
Lineage: Eukaryota; Fungi; Basidiomycota; Ustilaginomycetes; Ustilaginales
Product: Protein of unknown function DUF3602
Exons: 3
Coding region: 1-633 (210 amino acids)
Source: RefSeq, a predicted model, not a curated record